Molecule: messenger RNA, 217 nt
Organism: Cetraspora pellucida
Lineage: Eukaryota; Fungi; Glomeromycota; Glomeromycetes; Diversisporales; Gigasporaceae
Source: the annotation of a GenBank genome assembly
AUGGACCAACAAUUGACAGAGUCCCGUGAAAAUAGGGGCGAAAAACAGAGGAUUCUACCACAAUGUGAAAACAGAGGAUCACCGUGGCUCCCUAUCUUCCCGCUGGUACCGUUCUCAGAAAACAGAGGAUCUUUCCCCGCAAUCAAAACAGAGGAUGAAUGCAGAGGGAACGGCCAACUUCUGCUCAAUCUUAAUGAGAGUGCAAAUACAGCACCUU